AUGAACAAUUACUCACGACCAUCGACGCGCCGUCCGCCUCUGGGGGAUGCGACUCGACGAGUGAACAAUGCUCCGCCUCCAAGCCCCGAACAGCUUUCCAAACCCCCCUCUAUACCACACCAUGAGAGUCUGUGGACUAAUGGCCUCCUCCAAAACCAAACAGAGUCACAAGACUCGAGUCAUCAGCGGCAGUCGCGUCGCGUGCCAUCUGUUGGCCCCAACAUAGAGAACCCACGGCUGUCAGCAGUCAAGGACUACCCAGAUUCCAAUCGCAACUCGCAGUACUCUACAACCUCAAAUGAUUCUAAUGCCAAGAUAAUCAAGAAGUGCAUUGGGCCAUGGAAGCUAGGCAAGACUUUGGGGCAGGGGGCCACCGCACGGGUCAGAUUUGCUCGGCAUAUGUACACUGGACAGGAGGCGGCCAUCAAGAUAGUCCAGAAGAAGAAUGCACAGAUCUCUCAGGCUGGAAGCCUUGCAAACCUGGAAGAAAUAGAGGCGACCGAAACAGACUUGGGAGAUGGUGUCAAACGAAUGCCGCUGGGUAUUGAGAGAGAAGUGGCCAUCAUGAAGCUAAUACAACACCCAAAUAUCAUGAAACUAUACGACAUUUGGGAGAAUCGCACAGAGAUAUACCUAGUACUAGAGUUUGUUGACAACGGAGAGCUUUUCGAGCAUAUCUCGAAGAGCGGCCGUCUUGAAGAAGAAGAAGCUGUGAAGUACUUCCGACAAAUGCUCAGCGCUAUCGGAUACUGUCAUUCCUUCAAGAUCUGCCACCGAGACCUCAAGCCCGAGAAUAUUCUUUUGAAUAAGCAUGGAGAAGUCAAGAUUGCAGAUUUCGGCAUGGCUGCAUUGCAACAGGCACCAGACCACAGGCUGAAGACAUCCUGUGGCAGUCCCCACUAUGCCGCCCCGGAAUUGAUUAGUGGCUCUGCAUAUCGAGGAGAUAUGAUUGACAUAUGGAGUCUAGGGGUCGUUUUCUACGCCAUGCUUGCCGGCCGUCUUCCAUUCGAUGUGGAGGGACCAAGCCAGGAAGCACUUCGGCCGCUACUUCGGAAGAUCAGGAAAGGACAGUACUCGAUGCCAGCGGAGUUUAGUGAAGACGCGAAGAGUCUGGUGCACAGAAUAUUACAAAUUAACCCAAACGACCGAAUCAGACUUCAGCAGAUCUGGAAGCAUCCUUUGAUCAAGAAGUACGAUUACUUGGACAACUUGAGUCGCGGCUGCUAUCCUCAAUCUCCAAAUGUUAUGGAUUGCGAUCUCACUGUUAUCCGCAAGAGUGACAUCCAUCAAGACCUUCUCCGCAAUUUGAGAUCAAUGUGGCACAUGUACACGGAGCAGCAACUGAUCGAUGCUCUCCUCAGCGAUAAUGACUACCAUCAUGUUAGACCGCUCGAUCUUCCAAAGUCAUACUCUACUUGCCACUUCCCUCCUGCAAAAGGACACGGCCGUCAGUCCUCGAGAUUUACUGUCGUCAGCAAUGGCGCAGAGACUGAGCAGAGUUAUGAUCCUUUCAAGGCAUCCAGACCACAACAUCUCAAUGCACAUCGUGGCGGAGCGGCCAAGAUCACCAUUCAUCAUCCAGCCGAGAGCAAGGCUUUGGAAGAGGACAAGCCAACAGCUACGCCACGGAAGAGGUCUCGUCCUUCCCCUGGAGAUCGCAGUAGAUUUCAGAAACUCGACCCUCCUCCUAAAAUAUACGCUUCUCGGAGUUCUAUGAGCUCUUCCCUAAGCCGGACAAGCAAUGGACAAGUCCGUGCUAGAGUUGGGUACAAGAGAGGCGUAAGUUUCUCGCAUUCCCGAAGACUUUCGAACACGACCCCAAGAAAUGCGUCCGCUCCGCCAUUCCCCAGCGCCCUUCAUGGCAGACACAGUAAUCAUACCGAAGUCACGGACGAUGGAGGCAGUGUAUUACGUCCAGUCAAUGAGACACCUGCUUCCACAAGAUACAUUCGCUCAAGAAAGGCACAAUCCGUUGCUUCACAAUCUAACACUGCCGGACCAGCAAAGCCUGGUCGCAUCAGCCAAAUAUGGAGUGAAGACGUUCAGCAGCUGAGCAGCAGUCUAGCUAAGGAUUGCGACGAAGCUUUCAAUCGGAUAUCUAUGAUAUCAGAGGUUGAUUCCGAGCCGAGGAAGCCGUCGAAUGAGGACCCAAAUACCAAUCGGGCAUAUUCUAAUCCAAAGACUAAGCAUUCCUCGUUAGACACACGACCACUCCCUGCACCUCCAGCCCGCUCUGACUCUGUGAAUUAUGAAUUAUUGGAAGCAAGAAAGCAGGCAGAGCUGCGGAAGCAACUCGGAAACGAUGAGUCGCCGAGCUAUUUGGAUCGGAUGGUCAACCACAUCGAUCGGCUCAUACAGCCACUAUCUCCAACCCAGAUGAUGAUAGACCGUCGUGUAACUUCCGCCCCUUCGGACACCAGAUAUCAGCCUUUGGCCCGGGCACUCCCAUCAAUUGACGAGUCAAGAGGCGAAGAUCCGUCACCUCGCAGAGCACGAGAGAGAGCUUCCUUCCUCGAACAUCAACAUAAAGUCGAGGCUAAGAGUGGCCGCAUUGCAUCAGCCCCUGAGGCUUGGAAGUUCAGCCAUCGUCUGGACAAUGAAGAUGUCGCACUGGCUUCUCAUGGUGUCAAGAACACAAUUCGAGUCGUACAGCCAUCAUCGCCCUUAAGUCCUGUCAGACCACCAGCGCCUUUGACCAUCCGGAAGAAGAGCUCGCUAGGUACACCACCUCCAUUGAUGGCAGGCGGACUUGGAAUCGAUCAAGGUGCUUCCGUGAAUAAUCGUCGACUAUCGGGGCUUGACCUUCGACAGCAAUACAAGGCUGCAACCAGGCACGAGAGCUCUGCAGACCUUGCCCCCAUCACCGAAUCUCGGAAUGAUGAAGACCAAUUUGAAUCCGUUACUGGUACAGUAGUCCGCAAGAAGUCGGGAUGGUUUAAGCGUAGUUCCAAGACCGAAGACGACGGCUCGCGAUUGUCCACCGUCAGCUCUAAUUCAGUGCCAACAAAGACUCUGAGCAAUGAUGCAAUGCAGCCUCCAUAUGAACGCCCCCAGAAUCCGCAUCUCCGGAGCCCACAUAUGGAGCAACCUAAGAAGAAACAGUUUGGAUUUGGCAGGAUAUUCAAAAAGAGAAGUUCAAAGCCUGAUAUGUCGCUAAGUGCUCAUGAUGCGUACGAGGACGAAGACAGUGUACAGCACUCGAUCACAGAUGCUCGACUAAAGGCAUUCAGUGGACGUGAUCAAAGUGUAGAUGCAAAGGCUCGACAAGUUGUACCACAGCAAAGCUGGCUAGCCAAGUUGUUCCAUGUGAAGGCUGCUUCUGGAUUCCUUUGCUUCACUCUAUCGCAGCGACGUACUAGACGAGAAAUUACAUUUUUACUGAAGGAUUGGAAGCGUUAUGGCAUUCGGGACGUUCAAGUUAACAAAGAACGAAAUAUCGUGUUUGCUAGAGUUGGAGCUCAAAAUUUUCUCGAUAUGAAGGAAGUUUCAUUCGCUAUUGAAAUCAUGACUGUCAUCGAACAUGGCAAGAAGAACCACCUCAGCAUCGCGCGUCUUACACAGGAGAAGGGCGCUGCCAGUACCUUCAACCACCUCCUCGAGACCCUGGAAUCCGUUCUGAAAGUCAAAAAUGUUUUGGUGGCCGAUGAACGCAAGAAGAGAAUGAUGAUCAAGACCUUCCAGGCUGCCACUUGA
This is a messenger RNA of Cadophora gregata, 3693 nucleotides long. RefSeq lists its product as uncharacterized. The coding region runs from base 1 to 3693 and encodes 1230 amino acids. NCBI's taxonomy places the organism in Eukaryota, Fungi, Ascomycota, Leotiomycetes, Helotiales, Ploettnerulaceae. The record is from RefSeq and is a predicted model, not a curated record. Gene Ontology annotation, molecular function: protein serine/threonine kinase activity; ATP binding. The transcript has 5 exons. Gene Ontology annotation, biological process: protein phosphorylation; intracellular signal transduction. Gene Ontology annotation, cellular component: cytoplasm.